Messenger RNA from Mytilinidion resinicola, 1566 nucleotides. RefSeq lists its product as uncharacterized. The record is from RefSeq and is a predicted model, not a curated record. The transcript is spliced from 2 exons. Lineage: Eukaryota; Fungi; Ascomycota; Dothideomycetes; Mytilinidiales; Mytilinidiaceae. Bases 1 to 1257 code for a protein of 418 amino acids.
AUGGACCCAGCUCCGGACGUCCAGCUCGUGCUAGCCUACGACAAGGUCCUGCCGCUGCACUCCAGCGUUCUCGCCCGCCACUCGAAGCGCUUCGCUAGCAUCCUGACGCAUGAGUUCGCGGCGGUGCUCUGCCAGCGCGCCAAGCAGCAGGGCGUAACGAUCCGCUGGCGCAUCGAGCUUCGCGGCGUCGGCGUCAAUGGGAACAGCGUUGGUAGACUAGAACUCGACACCAUGGGCCAGCUAAUCCAGAACCCCUCCUACGGCACCAUGAUCCCGCUAAACGAGAACGGCAAGGUCCCGACCAAGUACUUCGAGUACUACACGGGCAUCAUCGGCACCUUCUACGGGCAGGAGCUGACCCUCAACGACGUGGGCAUCCAGUCCGCGCUCGAGGACGCCAUCGGCCUGAUCGAAGUCGCCGAGUACCUUGGCUCCGUCGCCGCGGUGUCGAAGAACAUCGACCUCGCGCUCAUCAAGCAGGGCCAGGUGCUCUUCCGCUCCAUCGCCAACAACCCGCUCGAGUGGGUCGAUCUGGCCGUGCGCAUCACGUCCGAGAUCAUCUUCAAGGAAGCGGUUGUCCAUCUUGUGGGCCGCUGGAACGAGUUCUCCUCGGCGCAGAAGAGCGCGCUGGGGAAGGACGUCAAGCGGGUGUGUCUGAAGCACGCCGACCACCUCAGUCGCCAGCGUCGCGCGCUCGAGCUGCAGAUGGGGGUGAUGUACCCCGGUGGCAUCACCCACCCGCCCAAUGCGGCCCCAGUGAAGCGCGACACCUACGCCGCGGAUAUCAUGAUGUGGAUGGCCGUGUGUCUGUUCCGGCAGUGGCUGAUGCAGCAGAUCAUCCAGGACAAGACCUUCCGCGCUAAGGAUGGCGGGUAUGCGCUGUACAAGCAGUUGAGCGAGGCGGGAGACAAGUAUCUCAGCCGGCAGACGAUUGCGCCGUUCUUCAGGAACUUCCCGAUGACGAAGAAGGGGCAGAAUGUGUUUGAAAAUCAUCUGCUGGAGCUGAAAGAGGUGGUCAAGGGGAGUGUUGCCAAGAGUGGGCUGUUGGAGAGCGAGAGUGCGUUGGAUACGGGGAAGUUCAAGGUUCCGUGGCUGACGUGCACCGUCGUGGACAAGGCCGACUUUCCGUGGGUAAAGAAGGGACCCAUCUUGGGGCAGAAGAGAGUGAGGGAUGAGACUCAUGAGAAUGACGAGAAUGAGAUCGACUGGGAUGAGGACUUGGAGGCUAAUGCGGACAACAAGAGAGUCAGGGAGUAGGGGAGGAAUGCUUGGAGCUGGCCCGUCAGCAAGCAUUCUCACCUUUCAGCAUUCACCGUGUUUGUGUUGAAAUUCUCUCUGUUCUGCUUGGUCUCAUUUACUGUUGGCUCGGAUUUGGGCGACAUUGGGCGACUUCCAGGACACCUGAGCUCAAUCCGGUGUCUAUCAAGUGUUAACAGCGAUCAAAAGCCCCAACCUUGAUAUUUGACCUCCCCCCCAGUUCUGUCUUUCCUUGGUUUUGUCACUGCUAAUCAGGCUUUGACGGCCCUCAGCCAUCGGCGUUCAAAAGGACCUAAUUUGAUAUUGGUG